CAGCAGCUUCAUCUCAGUCCCUCGAUCCAUCAUCGCUCUUCUGCCUUGCUGCAGCUCCCCAUUCCUUUUCUUUCUUGCUUCUGUACCAACACCCUUCUUCGACUCUUGUAUUUUGUGAGACUUCUUUCCGAACUAUCCCCAGAGCAACCAAGCACCUUCCACCCUCUCUGCAACCAUGGACACACUCGUUGCCCAAUACACUCAGUCUCCCUUUGCCAAUGAAGGCUUCACAUCAGAAGACCAGAAUGAUUACUGCGAGACCCUCCCUCCGCUUUCCCUCAAGUUCGCCCUACCGCCCGUCCCGCGACCCUCUGCCUUUCUGCGAGCAGCGACAGACGACUACUCCAACCCGAAUUGCCCGAUCAAGAUUGCUCAUGGUACCACCACCCUAGCUUUCCGAUUCAAAGGUGGAAUUAUCGUCGCAACCGAUUCAAGAGCCACCGCUGGAAACUGGAUUGCCUCGCAAACAGUCAAGAAGGUCAUUGAGAUUAACCCGAUGUUGCUGGGGACCAUGGCUGGUGGAGCUGCCGACUGCCAAUACUGGCUUGCUUACCUUGGCGUUCAAUGUCGAUUACAUGAACUUCACCAUAAGCGACGCAUCUCAGUUGCUGCAGCCUCCAAGAUCCUGGCGAACCUAGUGUAUUCUUAUAAGGGAAUGGGAUUGUCAAUGGGAACCAUGAUUACGGGUGUGACACCCCAAGAGGGGCCCGCUCUCUACUACAUUGACUCGGACGGUACACGGUUGGCAGGCAACCUCUUCUGCGUUGGAUCAGGUCAAACUUUUGCUUAUGGUGUUUUGGAUGCUCUCUACAAAUACGAUCUGGAAGAUGACGAGGCCCUGGAGCUGGGCAGACGGAGUAUUCUGGCAGCCACCCACCGAGAUGCCUACUCCGGUGGUUACAUCAACCUCUACCAUGUCAAGGAGGAUGGUUGGGUCAAGCAUGGUUUCUCCGACACGAACCCUAUCUUCUGGGAAACUAAACUGCAGAAGGGCGAGUUUUCCAACGUCACAAGCGAGUUAAUUUGAGGAGGUGCCGUGAAGUGAAAAGGGGCACUUGCAUUUUCGCUGCCGGGCGUUGGACUGGGGCGGAUGGAACUGUAUCAACAUACUGAAUCAGUGUGUACUAGAAGGCUUUUCCAAGGCUUUUCACCCAGUGUAUUACAAAUGCUGGGAAUGAGAAUAAGGUGAUUAUGCAACUAGGGGCCAGUCUCGUGGACUUCCGGCGUGUGCUGGAUGGUGCCGUAUCGCAGUUCCGCUCUCGAACUUGGGCGCUCGAGCUCUGUUUCUAUGGGAUAGAUCCGAUCCCUGAGAGAGUCUUUGCUCCUAGUCUAGCUACUGUUUGCCCGUUCCCGUCAGUACACUUUCCAGGCGACGCUGUUCGUCCGUGUUCA
Molecule: messenger RNA, 1392 nt
Organism: Cladophialophora immunda
Lineage: Eukaryota; Fungi; Ascomycota; Eurotiomycetes; Chaetothyriales; Herpotrichiellaceae
Product: proteasome subunit beta type-5
Exons: 2
Coding region: 176-1027 (283 amino acids)
Cellular component (GO): proteasome core complex
Molecular function (GO): threonine-type endopeptidase activity
Source: RefSeq, a predicted model, not a curated record